Messenger RNA from Vicugna pacos (alpaca), 3271 nucleotides. RefSeq names its product PDLIM1 interacting kinase 1 like (gene PDIK1L). The record is from RefSeq and is a predicted model, not a curated record. Lineage: Eukaryota; Metazoa; Chordata; Mammalia; Artiodactyla; Camelidae. Gene Ontology annotation, molecular function: protein kinase activity; ATP binding. Gene Ontology annotation, biological process: protein phosphorylation; negative regulation of G2/MI transition of meiotic cell cycle. Gene Ontology annotation, cellular component: cytoplasm; nucleus.
CGGGCCCUGAGAACGGCUGUCCUCCCUGUCAAUCCCGGCCCCAGCCGUCUCAAACCUCCGCCUCUCGCCACGUGCCGAGGGCAUCCCGACUCUCCCCGAGGAGCCUGAGAGUGCAGGGGCACCUUCCUCCCCCUGCCGGGCAGGGCACCCAUACUCCCGGCGGCUGGGCCCCUGAACAAUGAGGCGCCGGCUUCUUUAAGGGAGAUACCACCGCGCUGGCCGGGCAGGGGACGGCGUCUUCCCAGAUGAUCGCACCCAGCCCCGCGCCGCCGCCGCCGCGGCAACUGCACCGCCAGCAAACAUGGCUCAGUGACUCUGACAAAAGGUGCAGCCUCCCUCCCGGAGGGCUGACGCCAGGCCUCCCAUCUCUGGCCGUGCCUCUCCGCGGGCCUGCGGUAGAGGCCCGCAUCCCGCGAGCAUCCCAGGCCCGCGCCGAGGAAGAUGCACCAGGCGUUCCACCCCAGCGACCCCGCACACCUGCCCGCAGCUCGAAACCUUGACCUUGAAGAUGGUGAGUAGCCAGCCAAAGUACGAUCUAAUACGGGAGGUAGGCCGAGGUAGUUACGGUGUUGUGUAUGAAGCAGUCAUCAGAAAGACCUCUGCACGGGUGGCAGUGAAGAAGAUUCGAUGCCAUGCACCUGAAAAUGUUGAACUAGCCCUGCGUGAGUUCUGGGCACUAAGCAGUAUCAAGAGCCAACAUCCAAAUGUGAUUCACUUGGAGGAAUGCAUCCUGCAAAAAGAUGGAAUGGUGCAAAAGAUGUCCCAUGGCUCUAAUUCUUCCCUUUAUUUGCAGCUUGUAGAGACUUCAUUAAAAGGAGAAAUUGCCUUUGAUCCCAGAAGCGCCUAUUACUUGUGGUUUGUGAUGGAUUUUUGUGACGGAGGAGAUAUGAAUGAGUAUCUGUUGUCCAGGAAACCCAAUCGUAAAACUAACACCAGCUUCAUGCUUCAGCUGAGCAGUGCCCUGGCUUUCUUACAUAAAAACCAGAUAAUCCAUCGAGAUCUAAAGCCUGAUAACAUCCUGAUUUCUCAAAGCAGGUUGGAUACCAGUGACUUGGAACCCACACUAAAAGUGGCUGAUUUUGGCCUAAGUAAAGUUUGUUCAGCGUCUGGGCAGAACCCAGAAGAACCUGUCAGUGUAAACAAGUGUUUCCUUUCUACAGCAUGUGGAACAGAUUUCUACAUGGCCCCUGAAGUGUGGGAGGGACAUUAUACAGCAAAAGCUGACAUCUUUGCUCUGGGGAUUAUCAUCUGGGCAAUGCUGGAAAGGAUCACAUUCAUAGACACAGAGACAAAGAAGGAACUCUUGGGGAGUUAUGUAAAACAAGGAACUGAGAUUGUGCCUGUUGGGGAGGCGCUUCUGGAAAAUCCCAAAAUGGAACUUCUCAUUCCUGUGAAGAAAAAAACUAUGAAUGGGCGAAUGAAACAACUGAUUAAGGAAAUGCUGGCUGCAAACCCUCAGGAUCGUCCAGAUGCUUUUGAACUAGAACUCAGAUUAGUACAAAUUGCAUUUAAAGAUAGCAGCUGGGAAACGUGACACAUAUAUUAUUUGCAAAUAUCUUGGAUGAUAUGCUGCUUCUGUUUUAACACUGAUGCAACAUAAUGUGGCUGAAAAAGAAUAUAAAAAGCUAAACUCCACCGUCUAAGGGUUAAGAUUUUAUUGUGGGAUUUUUUUUUUUCUCUCAUUUUUCUUAAGUCCAAGCUGGCCAUUUUGUUAAUACGUUUUAAAUGUGUAUUACCAAUGUGGGUGUAAAUUUUUUUAAAUGGUCAUUGGUAGAAGUUUGGUAGGAAAAUUCUCUAAGAGCCAAGAAAAGAAGAGAGUCCAGUUUUCUGGAAAUAUGUCUCUAAGUAUUUUAGACAUUCCUUGUCAGUAUUAGGAAUUUCCAUGGAAAAAGAGGUUUGCAUGCUGGUAAUGCAACCUUUGAAGCUUUGUAAAGGAAACAUAUAUGUAUAUAUUUAUGUAUAUGUAAGUAUGUGAAUGUGUGCAUUUUGCAUUCCAUAUGAAAAAAAUGCCACUUCUGUUUAAAUUAUUUGAUGUAGGUUUGGGUUUUCGAGAUUUGCUGGUGAAAUCAGUGAUGAAAAAUAAAAGAACCUUCCCUCAUCUUCCUACCCUGCCCCUCCCUCUAAUGAAAUCAUACUAAUUUUUUUAUUUUUGUAAUAUUAUACAGCUUUUUUUUAAGGCAUCAUUUUGGAGAGUCUAAAAUUAUCUGAUUAAACAUAAGUAAAAUUAAGUGAUCCAAAGCUGCUGAAGUAUGUUUGAGCUCUCCAGUGCCCUAUAACUGCAGGAGUUGAAUUAGCCAUGCAGUCAUGUACUGGCAGGUUGGCAAGGACAUCCAUGGUUCAGUCAUACCUUGUUUAGGUAACCAAGCAUGCAAUUAACCAAUUAAGCCACUGAGCUGGGACAUUUCUGCACUUGAGCAUCUGCAAUCUCAAUCUGUUAUAAAUCUGGACGCAGGAGUCUUCUGUUUCUGAAAACUUUGCUAUAUAUAACUCUAGUACUUGAUACAUUAAUUUUUUAUUUCAAGGCUUUGUCUAGGCCUCAGCAUAAAGUUGAAGAAACCAAAUGAGCUCUACCCUCACAUUGCCUGCCUGAAUGGUCUUUUGUUUAGUCACUGGAAUUCCUUUCUUUUUGGCACUAAUGCUGUUUUCUCUUGUCUAAUUUGACAGAGUAAUGGUAGUGAUAUAGUUGUAUUCAAUGUUGAUCACCUUUUUCUAAACUGGGAGAUGAUAUCUAUACAGUUUGGCAAAUGGGUAAAAUAUUGUGGCGUUAGUUAUAUCUUUCAAAUAGAAAAGUUAUCAAUCGUAUACAAUCACUUGGUAUGGUCUUUGUCAAGAACCAAUAGACCAUUAUUCUUCUUGAAGUCACUUUAAUUUUAAACCUAUAUAUAGGUUGUCUACAAUUUGUUUUCCUGUAAAUGCAGAUAGUUCAAAUCUAAAAGAAGAAAGUUUUCCUAAAACAGAACAUUAACCUUUAUGGUUGUUAAUAGUUUGAGACCAUUGUGUAUAGAUUAAUCUUUAUAAAGCACUAGAAUCUUUGGUCAAAAGUAAAAAAACAAAAAAAAAAGAAUAUUGAAAUCAUUGAUAGUCUCCAUAGUCUCCUGAGCUUUUUGGAACUUCCACAACUUUUGGAAUAUUGCUAUCAUAAUUUUUUCCUUAUUUAAAAUGUGUUAAGGGGACUAUAGAAGGUAAAAAAGCACACAAAAAAAUUGCAGUACAUAAAAUUUCUGAACUAUGCAUUACUUGGUUUGGAAGUUUAAAAUUCGGACUGAAAGAU